This is a messenger RNA of Equus quagga, 3782 nucleotides long. It is a transcript of the gene SAMHD1, whose product is annotated as SAM and HD domain containing deoxynucleoside triphosphate triphosphohydrolase 1. Gene Ontology annotation, biological process: defense response to virus; dGTP catabolic process; regulation of innate immune response. Lineage: Eukaryota; Metazoa; Chordata; Mammalia; Perissodactyla; Equidae. The transcript is spliced from 16 exons. The coding region runs from base 103 to 1983 and encodes 626 amino acids. Gene Ontology annotation, molecular function: protein binding; dGTPase activity. Gene Ontology annotation, cellular component: nucleus. The record is from RefSeq and is a predicted model, not a curated record.
GAACGCGGAGCCGACUCGCAGGCCGUGUCGCGCUGUCAGUGCGCCUGCGCUUGGGCUCGGCCGCGGUUCUUGACUGUGCCGCGCCGGGCGCUGGGAGCAGCCAUGCAGAGAGCCGACUCGGAGCAGCCCCCCAAGCGGCCCCGGUGCGAUGGCAGCCCGAGGACCCCGCCCAAGACCCCUUCCGCCGCGGCGGAGAGGUCCCCGGGCCCCGACCUCACUUCCGACCACCAGACCUGGGGCCCGGAGCAGGUGUGCUGCUUCCUAAAGCGCAGUGGCUUCGGUGAUCCCGGACUGCUGGAACGCUUCCGAGAAAAUGAAAUCACGGGUUCAUUACUGCCCUAUCUUGACGAGUCUCUUCUUGAAGAGCUUGGAAUAAGUUCCUUGGGGGAGAGAAAGAAGCUGCUUUAUUUUAUCCAACGACUGAGCCAAAUUGAUCUUGAUACUAUGAAGGUAAUUAAUGAUCCUAUCCAUGGCCACAUUGAACUCCACCCUCUCCUCAUCCGAAUCAUUGACACACCUCAAUUUCAGCGGCUUCGAUAUAUUAAACAGUUGGGAGGCGGUUACUAUGUUUUUCCAGGAGCUUCACACAAUCGAUUUGAACAUAGUCUCGGUGUAGGAUAUCUAGCAGGAUGUCUGGUUCGCGCCUUACGUGAAAAACAACCAGAGCUGCAGAUAAGUGAACGAGAUAUGCUCUGUGUUCAGAUUGCUGGGCUUUGUCAUGAUCUUGGUCAUGGGCCAUUUUCUCAUAUGUUUGAUGGAAGAUUUAUUCCACUUGCUCGCCCAGACAUGAAAUGGACGCAUGAAGAGGGCUCGGUUAAGAUGUUUGAGCACCUGGUUAAUUCUAAUGGACUCAGAGCUGUCAUGGAACAUUAUGGUCUCAUCCCUGAAGAAGAUAUUUGCUUUAUCAAGGAACAAAUUAUGGGACCACUUGAAACACCUGUCAAAGAAUUCUCGUGGCCGUACAAAGGGCGUCCUAAAGAGAAAAGCUUCCUUUAUGAGAUAGUGGCUAAUAAAAGAAACGGCAUCGAUGUGGACAAAUGGGAUUAUUUUGCCAGGGACUGCCAUCAUCUUGGAAUCCACAAUAAUUUUGAUCAUAAGCGCUUUCUUAAGUUUGCCCGUGUCUGUGAAGUAGACAAUAGGAAGCACAUUUGUACUAGAGAAAAGGAGGUGGGGAAUCUGUAUGACAUGUUCCACACACGCAACUGUUUGCACCGUAGAGCUUAUCAACACAAAGUUGGCAACAUCAUUGAUACAAUGAUUACAGAUGCUUUCCUCCAGGCAGACCCCUACAUAGAGAUUACAGGUGCUGAAGGAAAAAAGUAUCAUAUUUCUACAGCAAUUGAUGACAUGGAAGCCUUCACUAAGCUAACAGAUAACAUUUUUCUGGAGAUUUUAUACUCUACUGAUCCCAAAUUGGAUGCAGCACGAAAGAUUUUAAAAAAAAUUGAAUACCGUAAUCUAUACAAGUAUGUGGGUGAGACUCAGCCAGUGGGACAAACAAAGAUUAAAAGGGAAAGCUAUGAAUGCCUUCCAAAAGAGGUUGCCAGUGCUAAACCCAAGGACGUGUUGCUAGAAGCUGAACUGAAGGCUGAAGAUUUCAUAGUGGAUGUUAUCAACAUGGAUUAUGGAAUGGAAGACAAGAAUCCUAUUGAUCAUGUUCGCUUCUAUUGUAAGAGUGACCCCAGCAAAGCAAUCAUGAUUACUAAAAAUCAGGUUUCACAACUUUUGCCAGAGAAAUUCGCCGAGCAGCUGAUCCGAGUGUACUGCAAGAAGACGGACGCCAAGAGUCUGUUCGCCGCACGACAGCAUUUCGUCCAAUGGUGCUUAGUCAGGAAUUUCACCAAGCCGCAGGACGGAGAUGUUGUAGCCCCACUAAUAACACCUCUAAAAAAGGAGUGGAAUUGCACGGAUUCAGCCCAGAGUCCAGCUCGCAUCCGAGAAGCAUCCAGAUUGAGAGUCCGGCUUUUUCCGGAUGACUCGUGAAUGUCUGCAGUCGGUGUUUACAAAAAACCCUCUCCCCUUCCCCAACACAAUUAACUAAUUUAGGGAAUUCACUCAUAGAGUUCUACAAAUUUAGUGACAACUAGUGCUUUUUAUUCUAUGUUUUGAAUGUACAUACAUGCUGAGGCCAAGCAAUUAUUUUUGAGGUAACACUGGUUUACAACAUUACUGAGGUUUCAGGUGCGCAGCCUUAUAAUUCGACAUCUGCAUGGACUACGUUGUGCUCACACCGAGUCCAGUUUCCGUCCGUCACCAGACACUCGACCUCCUUCACCCGUUCCGUCCUCCCCCAACCCCUUCCCCUCUGGGAACCACCACUCUGUUAUCUGGGAAGCAAAGUAAUUUUUAUUCAAAGAAACAAAAAAGUGUUAGGUAAGUCUUGCUAUACAUGCUAUGAAAAGCAUUACCUUGCCUAUUUUUAGUAUUAAUGAAAGCCUUCUCCUUUAGUAGUCUAUUUUCUUAGGAUAACAAUUCUUUUAUGUACUCUGAGCUCUUAUGACGUAUGAUUGUUUUUAAAAAAAAAAAAAUUGGAAAUGAGACAAGGGUGCACAUUGGAAUUUGAAAUUGGGAUUGUCAUGAACAGCCAGGGUUAAAAACAAAAUAGAACACCCUGGCUCCCUGAGAAGGUGCCCGUCACCCUGAAUUUGAGGACAGCUCUCCUGGGUGAGCUCAGCGUCAAUGAAAGGCAGCUUCCCCCAGCCCUUCAGCCAGGUUGGGGCAAACAGGAGGGGAUGAGGGCCAGAGUUGGUUCCAGCUCUUCGGUGAGAGGCCUGAUUACUUUACUGAAAAGAUCUGAGGGCUGUGGCCUCCUCUGAAGCGGGACAUAAAGCUACCUUUGAGGAGACCCCUCCACUAGUGACAGAGGGACCCCCAAACCAGGCUGCUCUCGGGGUCAGCCUGGGCUCCAGACUGGGCAGUUUUUCUCCGGAAUAUUCACUGCCAGGUCCCUAGGGCUUUACCCCUGCCCAGCCUGGAGGAGGCGGCUCCCCUCAGGCAGCUCUCUGCAGCCCCUGUGAACUGAUCAGAGGCCGUCAUGGCAGCCAUCCUUGGGGCCACUCAGAGCUGGGACUGUCCAUUUUAUGGCUUUGGAGCAAAGACUGAGCUGCUCUGCCGAGAUGAGUGAACCCAGUGAAUUCCAGGCUCCCCUUUGUAACUUGAUGUCCCCAGCACCUGCUCUUUACCUCCAGCAGUGGAGUGGGCACCUCUGUGGCUGAGCACUGUUCCUGUGCCCAGGGCAGCCCCCGCUUCCCCCCAAACAUCCCCAGUUCUACAGAAAUUCGCCAAGAACAGUCUGGAGUUGGAGUCAAAGCAGUGCCUCCAGAGCAUACAGUGGGGAGAACUGUAGGGCUCAGCUUUCGUGUGCCCAGACCCAAGGUCAAGAAUGUAAUUUUUUUCUGCUAAGAUUGUUUUAUUUCUGCAGCUCCUACCUUUAAAUCAUUGUGGUUUACUCUGCUAUUUUGUGUCCCGACAUUGUAUCAUUGUGCUGUCUGAGAAACAACUUGAAUGUAUUUUGUUGGCAUCUUCUGUUACAUAUCAGGCAGCUGCACUCUGCGCGCUUUGCAACUGUUUUAAUUAUGAGAACCCUGUGCGGUUUACAAGGUUACAUUUUUCUUAAGAAACAUCUUCACUAUUUGUAUAAAAACAAAGGCUUGAACAGCUUAGUCUCCAGAGUUACUGAACGGUGUCGCCUUGAGAAUGUAAACAGAACUGCGAGUUUAAGUGACGGGUUACUCCGUUUGGGUUGGGGGAACAGCUGCAAUAAAGCCUCGUCCAUCUGGAAA